Messenger RNA from Phycomyces blakesleeanus NRRL 1555(-), 1852 nucleotides. RefSeq lists its product as hypothetical. Gene Ontology annotation, biological process: ribosomal large subunit export from nucleus. Gene Ontology annotation, molecular function: ribosomal large subunit binding. Gene Ontology annotation, cellular component: nucleus; cytoplasm. The transcript is spliced from 5 exons. The coding region runs from base 1 to 1575 and encodes 524 amino acids. NCBI's taxonomy places the organism in Eukaryota, Fungi, Mucoromycota, Mucoromycetes, Mucorales, Phycomycetaceae. The record is from RefSeq and is a predicted model, not a curated record.
AUGUCUAGUACUUGCUUAUUAUUUGUGACUAGGCAGAAACAGCUAUCAACUAAGGAUCAAGCCAUAUUUUGUCCAGGAUGUGGUACCCCUACUCCUCCCAACGCCUCCAACAUGUGCGUGAACUGUAUCCGUAACGAGGUUGAUAUUACCGAGGGUAUUCCCAAGCAGGCCACGAUUCACUUUUGUAAAGGUUGUGAAAGAUACCUUCAACCUCCAGGAAUCUGGGUUACUGCCCAGCUUGAGUCCCGUGAACUUUUGACCUUGUGUUUGAAGAAACUGAAGGGUCUGACCAAGGUGCGCCUGAUCGAUGCCGGUUUCAUCUGGACAGAACCUCACAGUAGAAGAAUCAAGGUCAAGCUGACCAUUCAAAAAGAGGUGUUUGCCAACACUAUUCUUCAACAAAUCUUUGAGGUCGAAUAUAUUGUGUCAACCCAACAGUGUGACGAAUGUACUCGUCUUGCUGCACAAAACACAUGGAAGGCUGCUGUCCAGGUCCGUCAAAAGGUCGAGCACAAGCGUACCUUUUUGUACCUUGAACAGCUUAUCCUCAAACACAACGUACACAAAGACACUACCAACAUCAAAGAAGCCAAGGAUGGUAUCGAUUUCUUUUAUGGUCAGCGUGGACAUGCCAUUAAGAUGGUUGAGUUCUUGAGUUCUGUUACACCCACUAGAUACAAGACUAGUGAACAGCUCAUUUCCACAGAUAUCCACACAAGUACCAGCAACUACAAGUUCACUUACUCGGUUGAAAUUGCUCCUGUGUGCAAGGACGACAUUGUGUGCAUUCCCAAGAAGCUUGCCAAGCUUAUGGGCAAUAUCCCCCAGUUGCUAUUGGUUACCCGUAUCUCCAACUCGAUCCACUUGAUGGACAUCAAUACCCUCAACCAGGUCGAUGUUCUCUGUGUGACCUACUGGCGCCACCAGUUCACUGCCCUGGCCAGUGUAAAGAACAUGGUCGAGUUCUAUGUUUUGGAUGUCGAGCCUCUUGGGCCUGUGAAGGGUAAGCAUGUUCUUGCGGAUGUGCAUGUGGCACGAAUGGCCGAUUUUGGCCGCAACGACGAUGUCUACAUCUGCAGAUCCCAUCUGGGUGCCAUUCUUUCGCCCGGAGACACCGUCUUGGGUUACGAUCUGUCGCGCUCGAACUUUAACAACGAAGACUUUGACAAACUUGACCGCUCGGCUCUUCCGGACGUGUUCCUUGUCCGCAAGACAUUCCCUGCUCGCCGCAAGAAGAACAAGCAGCGUAACUGGAAGAUCCAGCAGCUUGGCAAGGAAGUGGAUGAGAUGUUGCCCCGUAAGCAGGAUCAGGCACGCAUUGACAACGAUAUGGAGGCCUUCUUGCGUGAUAUUGAAGAAGAUCCCGAGUUCAGAUCAACAAUCAACAUUUUCAAGAAUGCUGCUGCAAAUGCUGCUGCUACUGGUGGAGCUGUGGAUAGUGAUAUGGUUGAUGAAGACGAAGAUGAUGAAGAAGAAGAAUUCCCAGAAAUUUCUCUGGCAGAGAUGCUCGAUGAAAUCACCAUUAACGAUGAUGGACCAGACGAGCCUGAAGCAGCUUACAUGGACGAAGAUUAAACUAAACUUGAACUAGACGCAUCGUUUGUUUAUAUAUAUUUCUUCUUCUUCUUCUUUUUGUUUCUUUGUUUGUUUGUUUCAAUUCAUCCUCCCAUAUCUUCUUCUUUUAUUAUUUUGUAUCUCGAUCUAUCGUACAGUCAUAAUCCUUCCUUAUUUCGCUUUUCUUUCUUUCUUUUUCUAUAUCUAUUUACCAUGUAUAUUAUAUAUACAUUACAUGUCUUUUUUUUUGUUUUAUUAAAAAAUAAUAAUAAUACAUUAAGUGGUCUUUAAUAUACAC